Messenger RNA from Geodia barretti, 1418 nucleotides. Lineage: Eukaryota; Metazoa; Porifera; Demospongiae; Tetractinellida; Geodiidae. The record is from the annotation of a GenBank genome assembly.
AGAAAAAUGGAAGCCAACAGCUUGCGUACUGACUCAGGCCUGUCAGGCAGUCCAACUCUGGAGGAAAACAGUCUCAGCUACUGUCUGGAGUUGUAUGGAGGGAUCCUGGAGCCUGGCCGGUGCCAGCUGGACCGUGCUCUGCUGGAACCUCGCUCGGCGGCCGCCCAACUGGCCGCGGUAGAGUCUCUCGCGCUACACGUCCAGGAAGUCUUGUCGAAACGACGGCAACGGCCGCUUGAAGACGAUGCUGGGUACGAAUUUUCGCCAGAAUGGACCGGUUUUUCUCCAAGUCGCUCCGCCUCGCCUGCCUUGUCAGAUCCCAUAUUGAGAACUGGAGACCUGAAGGUGUCUGACCUCCACUCUAGAAGACAGACUAUACUAGAGCUACUAAGGCCUCAGGAGUCGUGUUCUAGAAAUGGUAGUGUGAAGGGAAGCACAGCAGACAAGUAUCGUCUCUCAUUUGUUGAGGUGUCAGACAGCAGUAGUGACAAUGAUGAUCAGAACUCACCUCGCAGUAUGUGGCAUAAAAUGGAUGAACCUCUAGUGUUGCAGAGCAGAGAUAGAGCUGAAGAGACAAUGGUUAGGGAAAGAGUGAAUGCCCGUCUUCCUGAGGCAGAGAAGAUCACCAAAACCCAGUUUGCCUGGGGACCAACUAGUCCAGGAGACUUACAGUAUGAUGAUGAUGAGGUGUUCGGGCCCAACCCAUCAAUUCUGGACCAAUAUUCCCUCCCUCACCACACCAGACCCAAUCCAGAGACAAAAGAGGUGAAGCAGAAAGACUCAAACAAGCCAAGCAACAGAGUUUCACAGGCUGCCAAAACCACUGGAGCAGCAGUGAAGUCCAUAGAUCAUGCCUCGUUCUCUCCCCUCUACACUAUGAGCAUUCCCCAACUGAAACACACUGUCCAACUUCUGGAGACUAAACUCAAAGGUUUCUCAAGGUCUCUGGUUUCACUGCUGGAAGAGAAAGAGGAGUUGGCAGCAGAGAAUGAGCUACUGAUGGAAAAUAUUGCGAGGAUAACGAGACAACUGCAGCAGUUGUACACUGCUCACUGAUGGCACACCACGCCUCCACAGAUGGUAGCUGAACUGUGCUACUUGUCAAAUGGCGGGUGUCCACAGAAACAUAAUGAUUAUCAUGAACAAGCAUUGGGUACAAUCUGGGAUAGAGCAUAGUUCUGCACACAUCUAUAGAAACCAUCUGGUCCAUAUUCUUUCCUCUUGGACAGGUGAAGGGUCUCAAGAGGCAUCUGUCCAAACUCAAACUCCCUGAACUCCUGUGUCAACAUCAAUAAUUGUAACGUAUCACUGAGUAUGGAUGUGUGCAUACUCUGAGAAUUUUCGUGGCAUCAAAAGGUUCUCUACGUUCCUUCUCCGUCUUCCUCCAGUUGCCCCCGGCAUUCCCCCUCCCCUCAGCU